Messenger RNA from Caenorhabditis remanei, 597 nucleotides. RefSeq lists its product as uncharacterized. Gene Ontology annotation, biological process: microtubule anchoring. The coding region runs from base 1 to 597 and encodes 198 amino acids. The record is from RefSeq and is a predicted model, not a curated record. Gene Ontology annotation, cellular component: sperm flagellum; ciliary basal body; cytoskeleton. Gene Ontology annotation, molecular function: microtubule binding. Lineage: Eukaryota; Metazoa; Nematoda; Chromadorea; Rhabditida; Rhabditidae. The transcript has 6 exons.
AUGGCUACUACAGCUCGACGAGCUUGUCGUUGGGAAGAAGAGAGAUCCGUUUCCAGGCGACACAAAUGUGAUCACGUGGAUGCGGAUUUAGGGUUUGGGAAUGGAAUCGAGGAGAAUCAAACCGAAUAUGGAAUGCAGUAUCCUGCAAAACAGGCUCCAAGGCAAGCGAUCAAUUUUCAGGAACGUCUUGCUCGCUCUCGAAACGCCACUUUUCUAUCUGAUGGUGACUUUGAUGGAACUACAAUCAAUCGUCAGGACUACGGGGUGAAAAAGGUUGCUCGAAACGCCCCAUUCAAGUUCGUGGACUCCGGGCAGCUGGAUUCUGGAGAAUUCCUCGCGGACACCACUCAUAAAACUGAUUUCCAGGGAAAAUCGGUGAAUCGUCAAAAUGCCCUCCGUCCAACCACAAAUGGGCUUCAAAGUGGAGAAUUCGAGGGUUACACGACGCAUAAAUCGGAUUUUGAUUACAAAGGAGAUCCUCGUACAGGAGUCAUCCGUGGACCUCAAGAUGCACAAUUAUUCUCUGGACCCUUCAAUUCUACGACUACAAAUCGAGCCGAUUUCGAUAAGAAACAGGUAAACUAUUUUUUUUUCUAA